This is a messenger RNA of Akanthomyces muscarius, 288 nucleotides long. RefSeq lists its product as uncharacterized. NCBI's taxonomy places the organism in Eukaryota, Fungi, Ascomycota, Sordariomycetes, Hypocreales, Cordycipitaceae. The transcript is spliced from 4 exons. The coding region runs from base 1 to 288 and encodes 95 amino acids. The record is from RefSeq and is a predicted model, not a curated record.
AUGCGCAAAGCUGUGUCGCCUAUCGACCUGUCUCUCGGGCGUUUGAUACAUCUGAUAAAAUACAUUAAAUAUGCUUAUCGCAAUCUCUCUCUUCCUUCCGACGUCUGCUUCUUGAAAAUAAAAGUGUCCGAGAUUGCUGACAGUACCAGAUCCACGGUACCUCUCUGUGGGCAACUCAAAAAUAUUCUUCCGCGGCGUGCUCUGUUUAGCAGCAUCAACACCAUCCGCUUCAUAAAUUGCCAGCCCACCUGGUCCUUCACCUCGGCGUCCCCAAGCCUUCCCAUCUAG